AUGGCUACGGAAAGCGAUACACCCAAACAUGAGCCGACACCCACGCCACUUGGGUCAAUCCCACAGAAGCGCGCUCUCGAUGACGACCACAGUCCUGCGGUGUCUUCGCCGUUGAACCCUGAUAACAGGGCCACCGAGCAGCCCCCAGCUGACGAAGCCCCCCAUCGCACAAAGUCAGCACGCGCCAAGAAGGACACCUUCAAGAAGCGCGAGGCAAAGGGCACGGACAGCGUGCGCGCAACGCCUGACCCAAAGCCGCGCAGUGUUGGGUUCAAGAGCCUCAAAGAAUCGCAUGAUGCCGAGCUGAGCCCCCUUCGAUUCGUCGCACCUCCGAAGCAAACCGAUUUUGAGCUUUCGCGAGGGCCUGUCUUGAUCCCACACCACAAGGCUACGACCGAAGAUGGCGAGGCCAUUGAGUUCUUUGAGCCAACAGAGGGCGUUGCGAACAAGCGCAACUUUCGGUAUUCGCAUUACAUAGGCGAUCCUCUUUUCCCAUCCAUGCUGUACUAUCGACAGACCGAACUUGAACCGUACGGACCCAAAUUGACCUACGAAGACGCUGCGUCACACAUCUUCUUCGAUUCGACGUGCCGGCAGGUCACAACCGACAAGGGAUUUCGCAUGGCCAGGGCCAACGUCGGCGUACGAGAGGGCAGAUGGUAUUGGGAGUGCAAGAUCAAGCAAGGCAUCCGGAAAGCCAAGGAUGGCGAGUCGAAAGCGCAGACAAGCAACCACGUCCGAAUGGGCUGGGCGCGACGGGAGGCUUCCCUCGAGGCGCCUGUGGGAUACGAUGCCUACAGCUACGGCAUACGCGAUGUGACGGGGGAGAAGGUAUGGAUGUCAAGGCCAAAAGACUUCUUCCCACCGGGCGAGACCAUACAUGAAGGAGAUGUCAUAGGUCUCGAGAUCCAAUUACCCUCUGAGCGGUUGCAUCGCAGAGUCAUGGCCGGCACGUACAAUCCUGCGGUCGACCCCCACGAGGAGUUGCAGCCUAAACGGACGGCCAGUGCUGCGAACAUUGUGCGCGAACGACCCGCGAUUCGACACAAAGCCAACAAUUACUUUGAGAAUAUCGAUUAUAGCUCGACAAAGGAGCUGGAAGAUCUCAUGAACCCAUCCCCUCUUGGUCCAAAUGGUGCCAUGGAGGCACCAAACCCGCUGCAUGCGUCCCCGAGUCUACGCACGUUGCCGAACUCAUCCAUCCGACUAUACAAGAACGGGAAGCUCAUGGGCACCGCUUUCGAAGACCUACUUGGGUUUCUACCGCCCGCUUCGAAACAACAGCAAGGGGCCAGGGAUGGGUUAGAUGAUGGGUCGUUAGGAUACUACCCCGCCGUCAGUGUCUUUCGAGGCGGCGCCGCAGAGGUGAACUUUGGACCUGACUUUUGGUAUCCGCCUCCUAAGUCGACCAAUGGCGAUAUGGAGAUAGAGAGCAACGGAGGAACCGGCGGUGUUGCUCGUCCCCUUUCUGAACGAUUCGAGGAGCAGGUUGCCGAGGAUGUGGUAUGGGACAUUGUCGACGAGGUCGAUUUCUGGAUGCAGGACGGUCAGGGACCUCCGGGCAGCGGAGGCAUGGCGAGUGGUUCAGCCAAGGCUGGUCUCACGCAUGGAAGAGGAAUUGCACAGGACGACUAA
Emericellopsis cladophorae is the source of this 1635-nucleotide messenger RNA. Its product is annotated as COMPASS component BRE2. Bases 1 to 1635 code for a protein of 544 amino acids. The record is from RefSeq and is a predicted model, not a curated record. NCBI's taxonomy places the organism in Eukaryota, Fungi, Ascomycota, Sordariomycetes, Hypocreales, Bionectriaceae. The transcript is spliced from 2 exons. Gene Ontology annotation, molecular function: transcription cis-regulatory region binding; protein binding. Gene Ontology annotation, cellular component: Set1C/COMPASS complex.